Molecule: messenger RNA, 3508 nt
Organism: Acanthochromis polyacanthus (spiny chromis)
Lineage: Eukaryota; Metazoa; Chordata; Actinopteri; Pomacentridae
Product: NLR family CARD domain-containing protein 3-like
Exons: 6
Coding region: 34-2955 (973 amino acids)
Molecular function (GO): protein binding
Source: RefSeq, a predicted model, not a curated record
CACAUUUCUCUGUUCCAGCUGCUGGAGGACACCAUGGUGACUUUUGUGAAGAAGGAGCUGAAGAAGAUGCGGAAGCUUGUGAGUCCAGAUUACCCAGAAUGCUCAAAGAGUCAGAGGGAGGAUGAGGAGGAGUUGGAGGGUGAUGAUGAAGAUGAGAGGAGCAGCAGAGAGAUGUUUGAGCAGAUCACAGUGUUGUUCCUGAGGAGGAUGAAGCAGGAGAAGCUGGCUGACUGUCUGCAGAACAAACUUGCUGCUGGAGUUUGUAGAUGUGAACUUAAACGUGGUCUGAAGAAGAAGUUCCAGAGAGUGUUUGAGGGCAUCGCUAAAUCAGGUAAGAAGACCCUCCUGAAUGAGAUCUACACAGAACUGUACAUCACAGAGGGAGGGACUGCAGAGGUCAAUGAUGAACAUGAGGUCAGACAGAUUGAAGCAGCAUCCAGGAAAGCAGACAGAGCAGAAACAAGCAUUAGAGCAGAAGACAUCUUUAAAGGGUCACCUGGAAGAGAUGGACCAAUCAGAACAGUGAUGACAAAGGGAGUGGCUGGCAUCGGGAAAACAGUGUUAACACAGAAGUUGACUCUGGACUGGGCUGAAGACAAAAGCAACCAGGACAUCCACUUCAUGUUUCCAUUGACUUUCAGAGAGCUGAAUGUACUGAAAGAGAAAAAGUUCAGCUUGAUGGAACUUGUUCAUCACUUCUUCAGUGAAACCAAAGCAGCAGGAAUCUGCAGCUUUGAACACUUCCAGGUUGUGUUGAUCUUUGAUGGCCUGGAUGAGUGUCGCCUUCCUCUGGACUUCCACAACAAUGAGGUCCUGACUGAUGUUAGAGAGUCCACCUCAGUGGAUGUGCUGCUGACAAACCUGAUCAGGGGGAAGCUGCUUCCCUCUGCUCGCCUCUGGAUAACUACACGACCUGCAGCAGCCAAUCAGAUCCCUCCUGACUGUGUGGACAUGGUGACAGAGGUCAGAGGGUUUACCGACCCACAGAAGGAGAAGUACUUCAGGAAGAGAUUCAGAGCUAGGAAGAAGGCCAGCAGCAUCAUCUCCCACAUGAAGAAGUCACGAAGCCUCCACAUCAUGUGCCACAUCCCAGUGUUCUGCUGGAUCACUGCUACAGUUCUGGGGGAGGUGCUGAGAAGCAGAGAGGGAGGAGAUCUGCCCAGAACCCUGACUGAGAUGUUCAUCCACCACCUGGUAGUUCAGGCCAAAGUCAAGAAGGUCAAGUAUGAUGGAGGAGCUGAGACAGAUCCACACUGGAGUCCAGACAGCAGGAGGAUGAUUGAGUCUCUGGGAAAACUGGCUUUUAAUCAGCUGCAGAGAGGAAACCUGAUCUUCUAUGACUCCGACCUGACAGAGUGUGGCAUUGAUGUGGAAGCAGCCUCAGUGUACUCAGGAGUGUUCACACAGAUCUUUAAAGAGGAGAGAGGACUGUACCAGGACAAGGUGUUCUGCUUCGUCCAUCUGAGCGUUCAGGAGUUUCUGGCUGCUCUUCACGUCCAUCAGACCUUCAUCAACUCUGGAAUCAACCUGUUGGAAGAAAAACAACAACAAACAACCUCCGACAAACCUGAUCCAACAGGUUUCUACCAGAGAGCUGUGGAUGAGGCCUUACAGAGUCCAAAUGGACACCUGGACUUGUUCCUGCGCUUCCUCCUGGGUCUGUCACUGCCGACCAAUCAGAAUCUCUUACGAGGCCUGCUGACACAGACAGGAAGUAGCUCACAGACCAAUCAGAAAACAGUGGAGUACAUCAAGGAGAAGAUCAGUGAGGAUGUGUCUGCAGAGAGAAGCAUCAAUCUGUUCCACUGUCUGAAUGAACUGAAGGAUGUUUCUCUGGUGGAGAAGAUCCAACAGUCCCUGAGAUCAGGACGUCUGUCCACAGAUGAACUGUCUCCUGCUCAGUGGUCAGCUCUGGGCUUCAUCUUACUGUCAUCAGAAGAACAUCUGGACGUGUUUGACCUGAAGAAAUACUCUGCUUCAGAGGAGGUUCUUCUGAGGCUGCUGCCAGUGGUCAAAGCCUCCAAGAAAGUUGUACUGAGUGGCUGUAAUCUGUCAGAGAGAAGCUGUGGAGCUCUGUCCUCAGUCCUCAGCUCCCAGUCCUCCAGUGUGACAGAGCUGGACCUGACUAACAACAACCUACAGGAUUCAGGAGUGAAGAGUCUUUCUGCUGGACUGAAGAGUCCACACUGUAAACUGGAAGCUCUCAGGCUGUCAGGCUGUCUGGUCACAAAGAAAGGCUGUGCUUCUCUGGCCUCAGCUCUGCGCUUGAAGACCUCAAAUCUGAGAGAGCUGGACCUGAGCUACAACCAUCCAGGAGACUCAGGAGAGAAGAUGCUGAGAGCUAAAGUGGAGGAUCCACACUGUAGACUGGAAACUCUCAGGGUGACGCCUGCUGGAGACCGAUGGUUGACACCAGGUCUGAGGAAGUAUUCCUCUCAACUCACAGUCGACACAAACACAGUACACAGAGAACUCAAACUGUCUGACAACAACAGGAAGGUGACAUAUGUGGAGGAGGAUCAGUGGUAUCCUGAUCAUCCAGACAGGUUUGAGUGGUUUCCUCAGCUGCUGUGUAGAACUGGUCUGACUGGUCGCUGUUACUGGGAGGUGGAGUGGAGAGGAAGGGUUGAUAUAUCAGUGAGUUACAGAGGAAUCAGAAGGAAAGGAGACAGUUAUGACUGUCUGUUUGGAGGUAAUGAUCAGUCCUGGAGUCUGUACUGCUCUGAUCUUCAUGGUUACUCUGUCAGACACAAUAACAGUGAAACAUACAUCAGGUCCUCCUCAGUCUCUCACAGAGUUUCAGUUUAUGUGGACAUUCCUGCUGGAACUCUGUCCUUCUACAGAGUCUCCUCUGACUCUCUGAUCCACCUCCACACCUUCAACACCACAUUCACAGAAACUCUCUAUCCUGGAUUUGGGGUCUAUCCUGGUUCCUCCUCAGUGUCUCUGUGCUGAGUUGAGUCUCCAGAGUCUCCUCCUGGUAGAGAAACAGUGUUGAACAGAUAGUUGAGUCUCUCCAUGACUCUGUCCCUCACAAACAGGUUUUCACAUUCAUGGAUUAAAUGUGUUUCUUUGUCAAAUCCUUCUAAAUGAUUCCUUGUAAACUUGUUCCUCUUCAAAGAUGGAAGUUGUGAUUCUUCCAGGAGCCAAAUGUGGUGUUUGCGUCUUUUUCCAGUCAAAUGUUGAGAGUGAAAAUCAGGAUGUGGUGUUCCUCUGACGCUCACUUGAACUAAAAGCAUUUGAGCUGCACAAAGUGUGAAAUGAGAGAGGAAGCAGUGAAUCUCCAAACUGCUGACAGACUUUCACACAUUAUUGUCCAGUGAAAAUCAGCUUUUUGUGCAGCCACACUUGAUCCUGAUGUGAGUCUUUAAGUCCUGUUCUAGUGAUGAAAUGAGAACUUCCUUCAUCUGUAUCACUCUUUCCAAAGUAUUCUGUGCUCUUCUGUCAUUUAUGUCUUAUUGAUAGAUCCAUUUUUUAUUUUUACAAUAAAUAAGUGCUUCAAUGUUUU